ACAAGUGUUUUUGGCCACCGCUCAAGCAAAAGCAAUCAAAGUUUUUUUUUUACAAAACGAAAUCAGUGAUUGAAUUUUUUUUUGUUUCGUUCGAAAUAUUUGACGAUCAAGUUAAAGAAAAUUAAAUCAAAGUUGAAAUUUUAUUUUGGAAAAAGUUGAAUAGAAAAAAUUUAUCGAUAUAAAAAUGGCAUCAUACGUGAAUUAUCAUCCAACAAAUUAUUUGGACAAUGAAUAUUACGCAUACAAUGGAUACAACACCAACAUGUACAACGGCAUUGUCAACAAAUCCAUGGAACAAACGUACAAGUUAAUGGAUCAAACGUACAUCAAUAAUCCAAACAUGGAACAGUCUUAUCUCGACGAUCAAUUGUCCGAUGGAUUAAAGAGCCCAAAAUCUGAUUCAUCCAUUUACACCAGCUACAGUCCAAAAUCAUCGAAUUAUUACAAUGAUUGUUACAAAACCGAAAUGAUCCCAUCACCAGUAUCGCUGACAUCAAGUGGUUCUAUGGAACAAAUAAAAUACUCACCAGUUCCGGAUUUCUAUACCACGACAUACGAGAUGCAAAACCAAAUCGACACAAAACCAGCAAUCACAGUUCCAAUCAAAGCAACACCCUCAACAUCAUACACAGCCACCGCCACCACCACCACCACUACAAAAGGAGUGAAAAAAGCGAAAAACACCACACCUAAAGUGGCACAAGAUGUUAUGAAGAAACGACGAUUAGCCGCCAAUGCCCGCGAACGUCGAAGAAUGAACAGUCUCAAUGACGCCUAUGAGAAACUACGCGAAGUUUUGCCAAAUUUUGGACCAGACAAGAAACUAUCCAAGUACGAAACGCUCCAAAUGGCUCAGACCUACAUGAACGCGCUUAAGGAUUUACUGCAAUCAUGAUUCCGUUGCACAGUGCAGACAUAGCGUAUAAUCAUCCAAAUUUAGCCAAUUAGAUGUGUCAUAAUUCACAAAGAAAACAAUUUAACAAACAAAAAUUCGUCCCAUUUAAUGUUUUAGUGUUUGUUUAUUUCUUUUAGUCGAUUAAAUUCUAAGUAAGAGAAACGUAUUGAGU
Sitodiplosis mosellana (orange wheat blossom midge) is the source of this 1067-nucleotide messenger RNA. RefSeq names its product protein dimmed-like. Lineage: Eukaryota; Metazoa; Arthropoda; Insecta; Diptera; Cecidomyiidae. The coding region runs from base 185 to 895 and encodes 236 amino acids. The transcript has a single exon. The record is from RefSeq and is a predicted model, not a curated record. Gene Ontology annotation, molecular function: protein dimerization activity.